This is a messenger RNA of Gopherus flavomarginatus (Mexican gopher tortoise), 4015 nucleotides long. RefSeq names its product collagen beta(1-O)galactosyltransferase 1 (gene COLGALT1). Bases 665 to 2317 code for a protein of 550 amino acids. The record is from RefSeq and is a predicted model, not a curated record. Gene Ontology annotation, molecular function: procollagen galactosyltransferase activity. NCBI's taxonomy places the organism in Eukaryota, Metazoa, Chordata, Testudines, Testudinidae. The transcript has 12 exons.
GACCUCCAUCUCUGGGAAUAUCACGCACACGCUAGCAAGACACACCCAGCGGCCGCAGGACUUUCUCCCUCACCCUGGCCACCCAGGUCCCUAGGAUCUCCUUGGCUUCUCUCCACACGUACUUGUUUCUUUCCCUGGCCCUAGCAGGAGCUGAUGGUGCUUGGGACCCGCCUGGGAUUUCCUCCCCCUGCCUUUCUGGGGGCUGGUGAGAUUCAGGCAACUCCCUUUCCCUGCUCCCCGCAGCCCCACGCUGGGAGCCUGAAGCCUUUCUUGAGCACAGACAGGAGUCUAGUGAGACCCUGGGCCAAUGUGGGUAUCGUUGGAUGGGAGGGUCCUGUUACCUUUUCUAGGUUGCAGAUUAGCAUUUUAAAACCACCUUGGCCCCAGUGAAACGCUUGCCAACCUGUCCCAAGUGUCUGGACAUUAACAGCUUCAUGUGCAUGUAGCCAGCACUCGGUGCACGUGACUGUUACAUGGACAAGCUGGGCAGGUAGUGUUUUCAACAGGGAAGGUAUCUUCCCCAAGGGAUUUAGUACCUGCUCUGAAAUUCCCACUGGAGCUUGUGUUACAGCAGGAGGAAAGAAAGGCACUACUGCAAACUCUCUACCACUUUGAGGGUGGCAACAGACCACAACACUGACAACACAACGGCUGUGCUACGAGAAUGGCUGAUAAAUGUGCAGACUUUGUAUCACUCUGUGGAGUGGAGGCCGAUGGAGGAGCCCAGGUGAGAUCCUGCCUCAGAGACUGUUACCAGCACCUGCCUAAACUUGGGAAGAGAGACAGCUGCACAGGUUUAUUGAUUUCCUCAGUAAAAGGGUCCUAUCCGGAUGAGGAAGGCCCGAAGCACUGGUCAAAUUCUCGCUAUGAGCAUGUGAUGAAGCUCAGACAAGCAGCCUUGAAAUCUGCUAGGGACAUGUGGGCUGACUACAUCUUGUUUGUGGAUGCAGAUAAUCUCCUGACAAACCCAGACACCCUGGGCCUGCUGAUGGCAGAGAACAAGACCGUAGUGGCGCCCAUGUUGGACUCUCGUGCUGCCUAUUCUAACUUCUGGUGUGGAAUGACUUCGCAGGGUUAUUACAAACGCACUCCUGCCUACAUUCCCAUUCGAAAACGAGAUCGCCGUGGCUGCUUUGCUGUCCCCAUGGUACACUCCACUUUCCUGAUUGACCUGCGGAAAGAGGCCUCCCGGGACCUUGCCUUCUACCCACCACACCCAGAUUACACCUGGUCUUUUGAUGACAUCAUUGUCUUUGCAUUUGCCUGCAAGCAGGCAGAGGUCCAGAUGUUUGUAUGCAACAAAGAGGUUUAUGGCUUCCUGCCGGUGCCACUGAGAGCCCACAGCACCAUGCGGGAUGAGGUGGAAAGCUUCAUGCACGUGCAGCUGGAGAUAAUGGUGAAGAACCCUCCAGUGGAACCUUCAGAAUACCUGUCCGUCCUGCCCAAGGUCCCUGACAAGAUGGGCUUUGAUGAGGUUUUCAUGAUUAACUUAAAGCACAGGGCAGAUCGACGAGAGCGAAUGCUGCGGACGCUGUAUGAGCAGCAGAUCGACUGCAAAAUCAUUGAGGCUGUGGAUGGAAAAGCCAUGAACAGUAGUGAGGUGGAAGCUAUGGGGAUUCAGAUGCUGCCAGGAUAUAAGGAUCCAUACCACGGCCGUCCACUCACCAAAGGGGAGCUGGGUUGCUUCCUCAGUCACUAUAAGAUCUGGAAGGAGAUUGUGGAGAGAGGGCUGGAGAAAUCAGUCGUGUUCGAGGAUGACCUGCGGUUUGAAAUAUUCUUUAAACGACGUCUGAUGAAUCUGAUGUAUGACCUGGAAGAAGAGGGUCUGGAUUGGGACUUGAUUUACAUUGGGAGGAAGCGAAUGCAGGUGGAUCACCCAGAGAAGUCUGUGCCUCACGUGCGGAACCUGGUGGAGGCAGAUUAUUCCUACUGGACUCUAGCCUAUGUGAUUUCACUGCAGGGUGCCCAGAAGCUGCUGGCAGCUGAGCCGCUCUCCAAGAUGUUACCUGUGGAUGAAUUUCUUCCUGUCAUGUUUGACAAACACCCUGUCUCUGAAUACAUGGAACAUUUUGAAAACCGGAAUUUGCUGGCCUUUUCCGUGGAACCACUGCUGGUUUACCCAACACAUUACACCGGUGAUGAUGGUUACAUCAGCGACACUGAGACCUCUGUGGUUUGGAAUAAUGAGAGAGUAAAAACUGACUGGGACCGUGCCAAAUCUCAGAAAAUGAAAGAACAGCAGGAGCUCAGCAAGGAGGCCAAGAACUCAGAUGUGCUCCAAUCACCUCUUGACAGUACAGCCCGGGAUGAGCUAUGACCAGAGCAGGCCCCUUCUAGGAAAUGGAUGAAGGGACUGACCGUGAUAAGGAAGGGUGUGUGUUGGAGCCGGGAUAGAAAGCAGGGAAACAGUUAUAGCAGCAUCCAUCCAUGGGGAUUAUUGGAGCUUCGGUGUGUCCAAGAAUAUAAUGAUAAAGUCACUUAGAUGACAAAGCCAAUGAGGGUCAUGGCUGAAGCCCUUCUGACCUCUGCUAUUGCAGGACUCUCAGAGAGAAUGCUGGAGAAAGUCAGGUUUGCUUUGUCCAUCAAUUCAGCCACUGCGCUGUGGUUCAGCACAGAUCUUUACGCAGUUGCUCGUUGUAGUGGAGAAGUUUUAUUCUUUGGUUUAGGAUAUUGGUGCUUGAUAGGACAUUGGUCUUCCUGCCUCUGUUGCCAUAUGUAUAUCUCAUGACCAGGGAUCCUAGUUUUCUCUGAUUUUUUUAAAAAACAAAACAAAAUUCUCCAAUUAAAGAACCAUAAUUGUGGGGGGGGGAAAACAUGGAUUUUUAAAAUGAAACACUGAACGUUAGUUUCCUCAGCCACAAUAUAUAUAGAUAUCAGUUGAACACAAUGGUUGAUUGAUAUAUUUACAGUUGUAAAAUGCUGGAAUGAUCCAGUCACAGUGCACCAUUUCUUUACUGAUGUCGAGGGCCCUGCUCUUUCAGCCUCUUUCAUUUCUUUUCAGUCAGUUUAGCUCUUUCCAUGUGUUCUGCGAUUGUCUGCCUUCAAAUGUCAUCUACAGCCUUGCUGCAUACAGUACAGAACAGCAGUUUACCAUCAACAUUAAAUUUGUCCUUACCAAACUCAGUGACACAGUCUUUGAGGUGACUUUUAAAGUUUUCAGCAUCUUUUUAUAACUUUAAUUACUCAUGUGUGGAGGCUGAAGUGAAAUUUGAGAUGCAUUAAAACGCGAGCCGCUAUAUGGCAUUGAGUAACUGCUGUAUGCCGCAAGCAGUUUAUUGGCAUAUGUUUAGCUAUGGCCUGGUCUACACUACGCUGUUAAACCGAUUUUAACAGCGUUAAAUCGAUUUAACGCUGCACCCGUCCACACUACACUGCUCUUUAUAUCGAUUUCUGUACUCCUACAAAACGAGAGGAGUAACGCUAAAAUCGAUAUUACUAUAUCGGAUUAGGGUUAAUGUGGACGCAAAUCGACGUUAUUGGCCUCAUUAUUUUACAGUAGCUACCCACAGUGCACCGCUCCAGAAAUCGACGCUAGCCUCGGACCAUGGACGCACACCACCGAAUUAAUGUGCCUAGUGUGGAUGCGCACCUUCGACUUUAUAAUAUCUGUUUUAUAAAAUUGGUUUAAGCUAAUUCGAAUUUAUCCUGUAGUGUAGACGUAGCCUAUAUUAAUUUAAAGCACAUUCAAAAAUCAACCACAGGAGGGGGAGGUUGUGCACAUUGAAAAAGUGACACUGGUACUUGCAGUAAAAUUGCGGGUUUUGGUUUUUUCUCAGUGUAAAAACUAAAGAUUCUCUGUAAAAACACCAUUAUACAUUUUUUCCCUGGCACAUGGAUUUCUGGGAUCCGUAUUCAUGACCCUUGAAUGUUCUCUUGGGGGGUGUCUGGGGAGGAGGAGUGAAAUGCUGCCAGAUCCUGCAGGUUCCUGCUAAUGAUGUGCCCUAAUGUAAGCUGAAGUCUUCUCUUUCUGUAAGACCAAAACACUCUUGGUUUUUAUAAAAUCCUUUGGCUAUGA